Messenger RNA from Numida meleagris (helmeted guineafowl), 2338 nucleotides. It is a transcript of the gene PRIM2, whose product is annotated as primase (DNA) subunit 2. Bases 141 to 1667 code for a protein of 508 amino acids. Gene Ontology annotation, biological process: DNA replication, synthesis of primer. The record is from RefSeq and is a predicted model, not a curated record. The transcript has 13 exons. NCBI's taxonomy places the organism in Eukaryota, Metazoa, Chordata, Aves, Galliformes, Numididae. Gene Ontology annotation, cellular component: alpha DNA polymerase:primase complex.
GGGGCGACCGCUGCGCGGGAAGUGGGAGUGCUGCCGGUGCGCGGGUAGAGGGUUCGGGUGUUAGCUUGGGUCUGGCGGGAUUUUGUGCUACUCUUCAGCUUUCCCCACCCGUUUUUCGUUUUCCUCGGCCCUGUCACUAGAUGGAGUUCAGCAGCAGAGCGCGGCAGCGGCACCUGAGGCUGGCGGGGGACAGGCGGGAGCCGUACCCCCACAGCCUGCAGUUCUACCAGGAGCCCCCCACCGAGAGCAUCUCGCUGGCCGAGUUCGAGAGCUUCGCCGUGGAUCGCCUGAGGCUGCUCAAGGUGGUUGAAAACCUUGGUGUGAGCUAUGUAAAAAGUGGUGACACGUACAAAACUAAGCUGGAGUCUGAGCUCCGGAAGCUUAAGUUUCCCUACAGAGCUUUGGCUGAGGAUGAUUAUGAUGCAAGAAGAAAGGACCAUAUUUCUCAUUUCAUACUACGCCUCGCUUACUGUCAGUCUGAGGAACUCAGACGUUGGUUUCUUCAACAAGAAAUGGAUCUAUUUCGAUAUCGCUUCCACGAGCUGACUGACAGCCUAAGGCAGAAAUUCUUGGAUCAUGUUAACUUAUCAUUUGAAGCUAUUAGUGAAGACCUGAAAAAUGAAUUGGCAAAUGAGCUGUACUUCUCAACUCCCGGCCUCAGUAUGGCUAAAGUAAAAGAACAGAUGUUUUAUAAGGUUGGACUGUCAGAUGCUGUUGAUCUAUUUAGAGCAAGAAGAGUGUUUAUUAAAGAUGGCUUUGCAUUUGUGCCAGUUAAGGACAUUGAUGCUAUUGUUUUGAAUAACUAUAGAAAAAACUUAUCUAAAGCACUGGCGCUGACAGCACGAUCACUGCCUUCCAUACAGUCUGAUGAGAGACUACAGCCACUGCUUAAUCAUCUCAGCCAUUCUUAUGUUGGCCCAGAUUACAGUGUACAAAAAAACACUGGAAAAAUUUCCCUGGAGCACAUUGAUGUUCUUUCUGUGAAAUCAUUCCCUCUUUGCAUGCGCCAGUUACACAAAGCCCUACGUGAGAACCAUCACCUCCGCCAUGGAGGCCGUAUGCAAUACGGACUUUUCUUAAAAGGCAUUGGUUUGACUCUAGAACAGGCACUGGAAUUUUGGAAGAAGGAAUUUAUCAGAGGAAAAGUGGAUGCAGACAAGUUUGACAAAGGAUAUGCUUACAGCAUUCGCCACAACUAUGGGAAAGAAGGGAAGAGAACUGACUAUACUCCGUACAGCUGCAUGAAGAUUAUCAUGUCCAAUCCACCAAGUCAAGGGGAUUAUCAUGGGUGCCCAUUCCGCCACAGCGAUCCUGAGCUAUUGAAGCAGAAGCUGCAGUCAUACAAGGUUCCUCCCAGUGGAGUUACUCAGAUCCUGGAAUUGGUGAAGGGCAUGCAUUACCAGCUGGCCUGUCAGAAGUACUUUGAAUUGACACAUAAUGUUGAUGACAUUGGAUUUUCUUUGAAUCAUCCUAAUCAGUAUUUUGCGGAGAGUCAAAGGAUAUUAAGUGGUGGUAGAGAAGUGAAGAAGGAACCGAGUCAUUUGGGAAAUUCUCAACAAAAAAAUAAUAGUCAGGAAAGCAUGAAUUCAAAUUCUACUCCCACCUCUUCAAAUACGACUACUGAUGCAGAACUGGAAGGACUGGAGGCGUACUUCACUGAAGACUAAGCAGCUAUGGUAGCUUUUUUCUUUUCCUACUCUAACUGAAUUCAUCCUUUUACUAAGGAACGUGCACUUCACUACCUAGAAGACAAAAGCAUUUAGCAAUUUGAAUAGGCUGAAAAAGGAAGAAUGAUGCUGAAGGUGUAAUCACAUGCAGUACUUACUGUUAUUGCUUUAGGAUACUAUUGCAUAGGGCAUCUUGAAGGAUGGGAAAAGAAAAUUCCUUCCCAUUUCUUAGAUGACUUUUGCCUGACUUGCCUUUUUUGAUUCUGUUCAAAAUGUUUAAUUAUUUUAUCCUAUUUUGUGAUCAUUUUUGUAUAUUAUUAAUAAAUACAUUGCAAGAUAAAAAAUUGCAGUUUUUUAUUUUUAACUGUCUUUAUAUGGUAAUUAAGUAGGACUUUUUCCUUAUGAUCUAAACUAGCCUCUGAAGGAGGGACCCUGUCUCUGUUUUCUACAGGAGGGAAAUCAACUUUGUAAUUCGUGUACCUUGGCACUGAAUUUCUAGAGCCUGUUUUGGUGCUUGAAGUAGAACCUAGUUAGAGUUAGGGUGAGCAUGUAACCUAUGGAACAGUAUUAUGCUACAGAUUUUAUUCUUUGCAACAGUUGACUGAUUUAGACUACUAAUGGUGUAGUUGGACUAAUGAUUUUUUUAAUUACAAUGAAGAUUUUGGACAAAC